Oreochromis aureus is the source of this 8832-nucleotide messenger RNA. It is a transcript of the gene myo9bl, whose product is annotated as unconventional myosin-IXb. Bases 35 to 6949 code for a protein of 2304 amino acids. Gene Ontology annotation, cellular component: myosin complex. The record is from RefSeq and is a predicted model, not a curated record. Gene Ontology annotation, molecular function: protein binding; microfilament motor activity; ATP binding. Gene Ontology annotation, biological process: intracellular signal transduction. The transcript is spliced from 43 exons. Lineage: Eukaryota; Metazoa; Chordata; Actinopteri; Cichliformes; Cichlidae.
UGCGGCAUGCUGAGGCCACACCCCCUGGCUCAGAAUGAGUGUCAGAGAUGGCGCUGCCAACAUGGCAACGACUGCAGGUGGGGGAGGCGGUGGAGGCGGGCAAGCUAGCCCUGUCGAUCAGGAUGGCCGCUCAUACACGCUCCAGAUCUAUCCGAGGUUGGCUGCUUACCCAUCCACCUGCUGCAACCUUAAAGUGCAGAAGGAUGCAACGGCUGCCUCGGUGAUCUCGGACGCCACUACGGCACUGGGGCUGGACCCCAGACGCCUGUAUGUGCUGGCAGAGGUGAAGGAAUGUGGUGGGGAAGAGUGGGUGCUGGAGGCCGGAGACCUGCCGGUACAGAGGUUCCUGCUGUGGCCUCGAAAAGCACAGGAGCAACACCCUCAGAGCCUUGGCUUUUACUUCUUACUACAGGAGAGGAAUCGUGAUGGUUCAAUCCGUUAUGUCCACCUCCCAAUGUUGUCCAAGGAACAGGAGGCACAGCGGCUCGCUGCCAGGGGCUUCCUUCCCCCUCCCCAGGAUGAUUUUGCAGACCUCUGCAACCUCCCCGUCCUCAGUGAGGACAGCAUAUUAAACAACUUGCGCACACGGUUUCACAAGAAAAAGAUCUAUACCUAUGCAGGGAGCAUCCUCAUCGCCAUCAACCCCUUUAAGUUCCUGCCCAUCUACAACCCUAAGUAUGUCAAGAUGUACGAGAACCACCAGCUGGGCAAACUGGAGCCUCAUAUUUUUGCUAUCGCAGAUGUGGCCUACUAUGCCAUGCUCAGGAAGAAGGUCAACCAAUGCAUUGUCAUCUCUGGGGAGAGUGGCUCGGGCAAGACCCAAAGUACCAACUUCCUGAUCCACUGUCUGACUGCUCUCAGCCAGAAGGGCUACGCCAGUGGGGUGGAGAGGACCAUCCUGGGUGCUGGACCAGUUCUGGAGGCCUUUGGGAACGCUAAGACAGCCCACAACAACAACUCCAGCCGCUUUGGCAAAUUCAUCCAGGUUAAUUAUCUGGAGAGCGGCGUGGUCAGAGGGGCAGUGGUGGAGAAGUACCUCCUGGAGAAGUCUCGUCUGGUCUCUAGGGAGAAGAAUGAGAGGAACUAUCACGUGUUUUACUACCUGCUGCUGGGCGCUUCAGAGGAAGAACGAAAGGAGUUUAAAUUGCUGCCGCCUGAAGACUAUUUCUACCUCAAGCAGCAAAAUUUUAAGAUUGAAGAUGAGGAAGAUUUGCGUCACGAUUUUGAACGGCUGCAGCAGGCGAUGGAAAUGGUCGGCUUCCUUCCCGCCACCAAGAAACAGAUCUUUUCUGUGCUCUCCGCCAUCCUGUACCUUGGCAACGUGACCUACACGAAGAAGGCAACGGGCCGAGAUGAAGGCUUGGACGUGGGCCCACCAGAGGUCCUGGCAACCCUCUCUGACCUACUAAAGGUUAAAGAGGAGCUGCUGGUGGAGGCGCUGACUAAGAGGAAGACGGUGACGGUCAACGACAAGCUGAUCCUCCCCUACAGACACUCUGAGGCGAUUACAGCACGAGACUCUAUGGCCAAAUCUCUGUACAGCGCCUUAUUUGACUGGAUUGUCCUGCGCAUCAAUCACGCACUGCUCAAUAAGAAAGACAUGGAGGAGUCUGUUCCAUGCUUAUCCAUCGGUGUCCUGGACAUUUUUGGCUUCGAGGACUUUGAGACCAACAGUUUCGAGCAGUUCUGCAUCAACUAUGCAAAUGAGCAGCUGCAGUAUUACUUCAACCAUCACAUCUUCAAUCUGGAGCAGGAGGAGUACCAAGCAGAGGGCAUCACCUGGCACAACAUCGACUACAUAGACAACGUGGGCUGCAUCCAUCUCAUCAGCAAGAAACCCACAGGCCUGCUCUACCUCCUGGAUGAGGAGAGCAACUUUCCACAUGCCACAGAUGAGACAUUAUUAGCCAAAUUCAAGCAGCAGCACCAGUGCAACAAAUACUUUGUCCCCACGCCGGUCAUGGAGCCCGCCUUCGUCAUCCAGCACUUUGCUGGGAAAGUAAAAUAUCACAUAAAGGAUUUCCGGGAGAAGAACACAGACCACAUGCGCCCGGACAUUGUGGCGCUGCUGCGGAGCAGCGACAGAGCGUACGUGCGGCAGCUUAUAGGCAUGGACCCGGUGGCCAUGUUUCGAUGGGGCAUCCUGAGAGCUACGAUCAGGGGCCUCGCUGCUUUCAACGAGGCCGGUCGCACCUGGGCAGCAAAAACUGCAGGUGUUAUCCGUCCAGUCACCAGAACUCCUUUAGGAGAGCUUCAGCGGUCCAAUACCUCAAUAGAAAGAAUGUACAAACGAGCUUCUAUGCUCGAUUUCUACUUUGAUCACUCAGAGGAGCGCCCUCUAGAGGCCUUUGAAGACAUCUUUGCUAGCUUUGACAGUAAGAAAAACAUGCAUGCAGAGAUCAUCAGCUCCAUUAAGAACUUGCAGCUGGAUGGUGAGGACCCUCGCAAACUGCUGCAGUCCUGGGGUCGCCUCCGCUUCCCGCGACACGUCCUUCAGAAAAACAAGGGCAUCAAAAUAAGGCAACCCAUCCCAAAGAGUUUGCUGGAUUCUCGAUCUCUAAAGUUCAUCGUGAGCCUGACGUUGCAGGAUCGCACUACCAAGUCUCUGCUCCACCUGCACAAGAAGAAGAAGCCUCCCAGCAUCAGUGCCCAGUUCCAGACUUCUCUGACCAAACUCUUAGAGACUCUAAACAGAGCCGAGCCUUUCUUCAUUCGGUGUAUCCGCUCCAAUGCUGAGAAGAAGGAGAUGCAUCUGGAUGAAGCCUUGGUGCUGCAGCAGCUGCGGUACACGGGUAUGCUGGAGACCGUUCGCAUCAGGAGGUCCGGCUACGGAGCCAAGUACACAUUCCAGGAGUUCAUGGAGCAGUUCAGAGUUUUGCUGCCAAAGAACGCCACUGCCUGCAAAGAGGACAUCUCAGCGCUGCUUGAGAAGAAGAUGGGCCUCGACCCGACCACAUACCAGAUAGGCAAAACAAAGGUGUUCUUGAAGGAGCUCGAGCGACAGCAGCUGCAGGAUGUGCUGCACAAGGAUGUAAUGCGCAAGAUCAUCUUCCUUCAGCGCUGGGUCAGAGCUCACCUGCAGAGGAAAGAGUUUCUAGAAUUGAGGCAGGCGGCCGUCACGAUCCAGCGUUCAUGGCGUCGGUACCGCAGAGAGGAGCAAAGACGGCGAGCGGCCACUCUGAUCCAGGCGGUGUGGAGAGGCCACAGGCAGAGAUCAGAGAACGCCAAGCAAAGAAGAGGUGCUACCAAAAUCCAGGCCCUGGUCAGAGGACACUCUGCACGCAGAAGGUGCCAUUCAAUCCGUGAGGAGAAACGGAAGAAGGAGGAGGAGGAAGAAGAGGCUCGGAGGAGGGCCGCAGAAGAAGAGAGGAGGCGAAGGGAAGAGGAGGAAGAGGCAAGAAGAAAAGCAGAAGAAGAGGAGCAAAGACGAAGAAUGGAAGAAGAAGAAGCAGCGAGGAGAAGGGCAGAAGAGGAGGAAGAGGCAGCCAGGAAAGCAAAGGAGCAGGAGCAAAGACUUGCAGAGGAACCUCAAACGAGAGAGGACUCGGAUAUAGAGCUGGUCACUGAGGAGAUGCUGGAUAAAAACCUCAAUGCACAGGGGUUAGAGGAGGAGGAGCAGGGUGAAGAUGUUAAUAGAAGUUCAAAUUCAGAGGAAGAACAUGGCAAAGAGGAAGAGCUGGAGCGUGAGGAAAUGCAUUCGGAAGCCUGCGGUAACCAAGCUGAGGCUGGACCCCAGCUGGAUGAGGAGGAGGAGGAUCUGGAGAGACAAACACUAGAAGAGUCAGAGUCAAAAGCUGAUCUGGCCUCUGAUAGGCUCAUCUCCAAUGCACUUACACCCACAUGUCCAGCUGAGGGCGAGGAUAAAGAGGCUAGCACAACCUCCACACCUCCCAAUGCUGAACAAAAGAGACCACAAACUUCGACUGUUAUCAGGGGCCUGUCAACCAGGAGCCAGGAGAAGAGGGAGCAGAGGAGGCAAAGAGGGCUGGAACACAGCCGCAGAGAGUCCGAGCGAGUCGCCUCCUCUUCAUCCACCAUCAAGGAUCCAACGACCACACCGAAGAGCAAAAACCAGGAGGCAUCGAAGCUAAAGGAGCGCUCAGACAGCAAGGAGCUGGACCAGUACACCUUUGUGGCCUGGAAAGUGAAGGAAGACAAGGGAGCGAAGAAGGAGGCAAAAAGUUCUCCUCCAUCAGCCGGUCCCGUCCGUCCGUCUUCAUUACCUCUGGCGCCCACCGACUCUUUGCCGGAGAGAAAUGGCCUCAGCGAGAAUGUCGGCGCAGUAAAUCUGCAGCGUCGGUCUGGGGCGAUAAAGGAGAAGCCAGAAAAGUGGAAGGGGAGGAGGAGUAACGGGGAGCUCUCUGAGAACAUCAGCCUUUCUCCACCUCAAAGCAGAGAACAGACCAAAAAGCUGAAUGAAACGUCCUCAUCGAUCGACAGCUUGUCUCCGGGCUCUGAUGCCAGCGCUUCCAUCAAAGAGCUUUCCCCGACUGACAGCUCUGGUGAUGUUUCAAAGGGAGGCUCCAUGAGAAAGAGACAGCAGGAGGCUGCUGGGUACCAGGAUUCAGCCCACUCAGUCACAUCCACACCUGACAGGCCCAGCGGUUUCUUCAGCAAAAUCUUUAAAAAAGGCAAAGAUGCCCAGACUCCAGACAACGGAGAGCUGACCUUCGCUCAGACUCUCAACGAGAAGCCGACGGCAUGGGAAGCCCCGAUAUCCGGACACGCGCCCCGAUCUCAAUCCGGUGACCGCGGCAGUAAAGCUAUAGGCAGAAAUCCCAGCAUUAAAAUCAGCCGAGCCACACGAGUCUCUGAACAGUGGAACGCCUCGCUGGAUCGAGAAAUCACCAACGCCAACGAGCUGCGGCACCUCGACGAGUUUCUGGGCAACCAGGUGAAUGAUUUCCGCUCCAGGGGCAAGACGCUGUCAGAGACAGAAAACAUCUUUGUGACAGCCACCAUGCAGUUCAGAGAGAAUAUCAAAGCCAUGUAUUCUCUUCCAAAACCCACCAUCGGCUACAAAGGUCUAAUGUCAGGCUACCAGAACAAAGUGAUGCACCUGGCAGGGAGCAAAAAGAAGGAGGAAGUCCAACUGGUGGUGAACCUGUUCCAGUCGGUGCUGGAUGGUUUCAUCAGAGGAGAGAUGAAGAAGGAGGAGGCUGAACCUGCAAAGCCUGCCAAAGCGAGAAAGAAGAGGAGGAAGAAAGACAAAAGUGUGGAGAGUCCCCUGGAUCACAUAUUCAGUAACUAUCAGGUCAACAUUAUGCAGUCAUGUGACCAGUGUACUUCCUACAUCUGGGGCAUGGAGAAGGCCUACAUGUGCAGCACUUGUAAAAUGGUGUGCCACAAGAAGUGCAUCUCCAAGAUAAACACCGACUGCUCCACCUUCUGUGCCAAAAAGAAUGAUGACGAGUUUACCGGGCAGCACUUCGGGGUGCGUGUGUGUCACCUGCUCAAUGAAAAGAAUCCGGUACCGAUGGUGCUGGAAAUGAUGCUGGAGCACGUGGAGAUGCACGGCCUCUACACGGAGGGCAUCUAUCGCAAAUCGGGCUCUGCCAACCGAAUAAAAGAGCUUCACCAGAAACUGGACACAGACCCCAACUCGGCCUGCCUCGAAGACUAUCCCAUCCACACAGUGACAGGCUUGGUAAAGCAAUGGCUGAGGGAACUGCCAGACCCACUGAUGACCUUCACACAUUACAAUGACUUCCUGCAUGCAGUCGACCUGCCGGAGAAGCAGGAGCAGCUUCAUGCCAUCUAUAAAGUGCUGGAUGAGCUCCCGACUGCAAAUUACAACACCUUGGAGAGGCUCGUCUUCCACCUCGUCAGGGUGUGCAAAGAAGAGGCUCACAACCGCAUGUCUCCAAACUCACUGGCCAUAGUGUUUGCACCGUGUAUCCUCCGCUGCCCGGACAGCGCAGACCCACUGCUCAGCAUGAAAGACGUUGCCAAGACAACCACGUGUGUGGAGAUGCUCAUCAACGAGCAGAUCCGGCGCUACAACGAGAAGAUGGAGGAAAUCGAGCAGCUGGAGUACGCCGAGGCUUUAGCCGUUAACCAGCUGAAGCUCAAGAGGCAGAACACGCACUACUGGCGUUUACCGCUCAGGUUAUCAGCUCCUUACAAAGGAGCGGCGAUGCAUGAGAAGGUCAGCACUGAUCUGAGCGUGGUCCCCGAGAACGAGCCUCUGGAUUCGGACACGGAGGCCGAGAAGAACCUGAUGGAACGUAUCAAGUCCAUCAAGCAGGAGAAAGAGGAUCUCGCCUAUCGCCUGCCAGAGAUGGAGCAGCCUGGUUCAGACCAGGAGAAUUUGGACUCCGAAGCCUCGCUGAGCUCUGAGAGCCUCUUGGACGAGCAGCAGCGCUCCUCUGCUCACAGCUCAGAGCCUGAAGGACGAGGUGCUCAUCAGCUGAGGAGAUCCAGACCGCUUUGUCUUCCCAAACCUUCAGAUCUGACCCAGAGGCCGAAAGUCCCCGGCGGACGCAUCUCUGUGUCAACCCUCACCCCUGCUAGCUCCACCUCUUCUUUGGCCAGCUGCACUUCUUCAACUUCUGAAACCUCCAACGCCUCCUUCAGGCAUCCGCUUCAGCGUCGCAACCCCAUCAUCCCAAACACAGUUAAACUCCCGCAGGGAGUCUGCUCCCAGGCGGCAACCUCGAGUCCGCCUCACUCUCACGCUCCUCCUGGAAGCCGAGCGCCCGCCUUCUCGGUCAAGAGACGAGAGCAGCCCGGCCGCCGUAAAGACAGCACCCAGUCCCUUUACCUCGACGGCUCAGAGUGCGACUUGGUGCUGCGUUUUUCUUCCUGUCCUCCUUCAGCCGCCUCUUCCUCUUCUUCCAUCUCCACGGCUGCGCCCACUCCUCAGCUCCAGCACAGCGGCACGAAAGUCCCAAAUGUCCACAGACGGUUUUCUGACCCAGACAUCCCGUAUGUGGAUGAUGAAGUCUGAGCAGGGAGGAGCACAAACGACUGGAACGGCGAAGAGGAUUAAGGGCGGCGACCCGCAAGCAGACAAACGAAACGAAUUCAAACGCUCUCAGAUUCGACGCAGGCGGCAGCAGAGCGCUCGGAGAGGCUGGAACUUGAUGUGUGUAUGAAAGGAAAGGAGAGACGCGACGACACGCGCAGCUGCUGCGGCUCCACAUGCAUGAACCCAGCUCACACAAACUGCAGCUGCUGCUGUCUGAGGGAACUCGAUCAGCCAAUGCAAACGUGUCGUUAGUAAAAAGGACUGGACCACAUGUUGCCAAGCACCUUUUCAAUCUUUUUAAUAUAUUGUCCUCACUGUUGAUUGCUUCAGUUGGACCAGAGGCAGUUUCCUCCCGUAGCCUCAUAAUGAUUUUUUUUUUUUUAAAUUUGUGCUAAUUCAAGAAAAUAUUGCAGGUUUCAGUCGCACUUUUCAUUUCUUAGUUCUCCCAGUGAGUGAAACUCGCUCGCUGAAACAUUAGCUAGUGCCUUGAUGUUGUACAUUGACUUGAUAAAGAAGCUCAUUCUCAUGUCACGAUGAUGGAACGGUGCUCGUAGAGGGAGGGAUGUGUUUGUUGUGGAAAACAAGGACCUAAACCUGCACAUUGUGACUGUUGCACACACACAAAAACAAACAGCUUUUUCUGUUCACCUUCAUGUUUUACCCGCCGCACAACACACACCAGAUAGGAAAUCAUUGCAUUCAUGCAGCAAAGGGAACGGGAGCAGCACACGCCACUUUCUCCACAGAAACGACAAAAAACCCACACAAACCCAGCCGUGAUCCAAGAGCGGUGGCACCACGUGUCCUUGAACUUCCCCUCCUCUAAAAUCACUCAGUCCCAUUAUUAGAAAAGUGCUGAAGCACAGCUCCGGCCAACUUUGUAUGAAAUGUAAUACUAAUGUUCCUCUCUGACUGCUGACGAUGAUGAUGAUGAUGUAUGAUGAUGUUGGUUUGUCUGGAUUAUGAGGAAGAUGUUCUGAUGUGUAACAGAGUGCAUGGUGACUUUGACUGAAUGAGCUGUAAUGUUUAUUAGUAGUAACAUGAAAAUACAGUACAUGAUGCUUGUAACGUCCGCUGCUGUGUGUUUCCAUCACGCACAAUUAGAACGUUUUUCUUUUACCCUGGAAACAGACGAUGGUGAUAAACAAGGGUUAUUAAAAUAAAACUGUAGGACGUUUAUAAACUCUCCAGGAGUUAGUCUGCUCCAAAUUAGGUUCAUAGGUUGACUUGGACCUUCAGCACAGACAAAAUGUAGUAACAUGAAACUAGAAAUACUGCACCUAAAUUCAAAAUUCAUUCACCAUAGACUCCCUUCAUUGCAUUAGAUUAGGUACAUGUUGCUAGUACUGGGUACAGACCACCUGGUGUGGUCUCCUGCUGGUGUAGCUCAUCUGCUUCAGGGUUUAACAUGUUCAGAGAUGAUCUUCUGCACUCCUAUAAGCUCCAAGCUGUCAGGCCAGCCUCUGAACUUUAGCAUCAAACUGCCCCUCGCUGGAUAUUUGCUCUUAUUUGGAUCUUUAUCUGUAAGCCCCAGAGAUGGUUGUGUGGGACAAUCCCAGCAGAUCAGCAGUCUUUGAAAUCCUCACACCAACAACCACUUAAAUCCCCUUUCUUGCUCAUUUUGAUGCUCAUUUUGAACUUCAGCGGGUCAUCUUGAUUAUAUAUUUAAAUACACUGACUUGCUGCUGUGUGAUUGGCUGAUUAGAUAUUUGCAUUAACCACUAGGUGAACAGGUGUACCUAAUAAAGUGGCCGGAGUGUGUAUGUUUAACAUUUUGCUUUAAGAUGGCUAAAACUCCCAGAGGUGGGUAUAAUUUUAGUCUUUCAGAGUCGUCCCUGCAUUAAACAGUCAUUAAAACUCGG